AUGCACGGCUUCGCACGCCUUGGCCAGGUAGAGGAGGCAGAGGCCUGGAUGCUUCGUGCAGAGUCCCUGGGCUUGGAGCCGACUGUGGUGAGCUACACGAGCUUGGUGGACGCUUGCGCCAAAUCCGGGCAGCCAGGCUCUGCGCUACGCUUCUUGAGACAGGCUGACCAAAAAGCUCUUGCGACGUCAGCAACCUACCAAGCGGCCAUCGACGCCUGCGCGAAGCAGGGGUUCGUUUCAGACGCCGAGGGGCUCUUCCAGGAGAUGCAGGAUGCAGCUUUCAGCGGGGAGAGUUUCCGUUUUGCGAGGUGGAGUGACCAAUUGUUGGCAUGGGAUGCAGCAGCAACCACGCAGUCCAUAAUCUCCAGUCCCAUCAAGACCCUGAUCACUUGA
Molecule: messenger RNA, 393 nt
Organism: Symbiodinium natans
Lineage: Eukaryota; Dinophyceae; Suessiales; Symbiodiniaceae
Source: the annotation of a GenBank genome assembly